Messenger RNA from Thrips palmi, 6511 nucleotides. Its product is annotated as zinc finger protein 184-like. The record is from RefSeq and is a predicted model, not a curated record. The coding region runs from base 311 to 3685 and encodes 1124 amino acids. Lineage: Eukaryota; Metazoa; Arthropoda; Insecta; Thysanoptera; Thripidae. The transcript has 12 exons.
UCCAGCACCCGAUGGAAGACUCAACUAACUAAACUGACGGCCGCAUCCGCGAGCGUUUUCCGGUUGCGUCUCUCCGAAAACUCCGAAUGGAAGAAGAAGUUAAGAGGAGGAAGGGAAAACAUGGCGACCAUGUAAGAUUUGUGCUCGUCUUCGUCCUCUGCAUUUUCAGUUUAAUAACACAACACUGUAACAAUGGGCGCGUGAAGAUAAUGCAAACAAAAACCGCCAGGAGCACAAUUUGUGUCCGGGUGGUUUCAAAGUUUUUUUAAUUCAUAUAAAAUCUGAUGGUCAGAAAGGAAGGCAAAGUAAAAUGUACAUCAAAGGAAUUCGCUGCCCGGUUUGUGCUGAACUCCUGCAGAAAGAUGAAUCCCUUCAUGACCAUCUUAACACGCACCCUAAGGAACAAGUUAUUGAAGCAUUGAUACAACUGAAAGAUGCUUUCAAGGAUACCAUUCCCUCCAGUUCAUCUCAGGGACGAAGUGUUAUUGCAUCUAAUGAGAGUUGUGGAGGCACUGAAGUUGACAGCCCGAGAGAGGUGGAUGAAGUCUCGUUGGCAACUGAUGAAUCUAGUGAAGUAGAUUCAGCAGGAGCCGUUGAUAGUUUGGCUCCUGUAGCAUCUUCUUCAAACCAAACUGUACGUCAUCAAAGUGUACCUGCCACUGCACCAGCUGCUCACUUCAUUCAUGUACCUGUGGUGACAAGUGCUGGUGCUCCUUACAAUGCAACACCAGCCCCUCCUACUCAAGCACCACUGAUGCUCUUCAACCAUUUCAUGUGUCCUACCGAUGAGAGUUCAACAGCAUCAAAUCUCCUGGAGGCAAUUCGUCCAUUGCAGCUUGUAAACAAUGGCUCGAGACCACGAUUCAGUAUUAUUCAAACUCGACCUCAGACCCCACCUCAACCAAGCCCUCAAUGUCUUCCUCGAGUAAAAUCCCAGCCUUCAUCUCGUAUAGUAUUCCUACCCUCAAGUCAAACAUUGCAGCGGCAAGAUGAAAUUGUUUCUCAAGAAGAUGCAACUGAAGCUGUGAGAACUUCAGAUACAGAACAGCUCGUCCAUAGAAGUGAAACUGCUAUUCGAUUGUGUGACCUAACAAAGGAUGAAUAUCACGAUGGAGAGGGUGGCCGCUUGAUUAUUGAUGAAGAGGUUGAGUCCUGUAGUAGCAGUUCCAACGCAACUCAAGAACUGCAAGUUAUUACUGACCAUCCAUCUAGUUCCUUAACUGGACUCCAAACGCCUCUGGAAAAGGAAAUGCUUACCCCUCCCAAGAAGCGAAGAUGUCCAGAAUGGAACGACUUGGGCUCCCCUGGAGCUCAUUCCACAAGCAGUAUAGAAGGUGUUCUAAGAGUCAGAUCGGACCUCAGUAUUUCUCCUUCACCUCUCCCAUGUAUCUCAGAUGCUGAAGAAAAUUCGGAAGAAACGGACUCCUCAUCUAUGAAAAUCAAAAUGGUGCUGCAUGGAGCUACUGUAGAAAAUAAAACCAAGCUUCAUCUGUAUAAUUCAGAGAGAGGCAAGCAUGUGAUUGACAGCGAAGAUCCUCCAAGUGUGAUUGUUGGUGAUGUGUCAGGAAUUCCAAGACACUUGGCUGGAAACAUUGACGCCGAGUUUCGAGAUGAGUGUUCCCUUGGACGGCCAGAUUCUGGACCUUCAUCCCCCCUUAAUAUUCAAACUGAUGAGACAAUGCCACCACGGGGCGAGUUAUCAGAACAAGAAAGUAUCGGAGGAAAUAGUAGCUCUAUGUGGUCUGUGGCGCCUUACCGUACUUACCGAGAAUGGCCUUCUCCAGUUGUUGCAUUUGAUUUGACGGCCAGAGAGAGCUGGCCUGGAUCAGACUUGUCUGAUAGUGAAGACAAUAGCAAUGUUGCAGAAACUGCAAAGUUCUCAACAACACCUUCAUUUUCCAAUACACUGCAUCCGUUCCUUCAGAAAACAUCCUCAGAAACUGAAAGUCUUUUCUCCUCCCACCUCCAUCCACAAAAUCAUAGAGAUAUCCAAGAAAAUGAUAAAAAUGCUAGCUCAGUUUCUAGCAUUGUGAAAAGUCCUAGAAACAAGGCGGUUGACCUUGCCUCUUCAGCAGAAAAAGUCAAGAAGGCCCCACCCAAGCCUCGUCAGUUCAGGUGCAAGGAGUGUCCUGAGAUAUUUAGCUCCCUGAAACUUAGAAGACUCCAUCCCUGUGAUCAGAGGAAGAUUACAACAACUGUAAUGAGAUUGGACACCGAGAUCAAAGGAGCCAAUGAAGGGAACAUCAUAGCUUCCACAUCAUCCUUCCAAGAAGGGGAAACUUUAAUCCCAUUAAAACAAAAGAAAAAAUACCCUCGUAAACCAAAAGCAACAAUCAAGAAUGAAGUAAUAGUGAAAGACCAAGGAUCAUCAAGCUUUGAUGUUCAGUUCCGAAUCAGUAAGACUGAACCUGAAGACACAGCUGAAUCAAAGACUAAUCCGGAAUCCUUGAUAGAUUUGCCGGCAACUACUUCAUAUCAAAGCUCCACAUUUGAAUCCACUUCAUCAGAAACACGUAUAGAUGCAUUAACACAUGGUGUUCUCCCAUAUCAGUGUCAAAAAUGUGGUGAAGUUUACCACAGUGCUAAAGCUCUGUCUCAGCAUUUGACCAACAAGCACAAGGUGUCAAGGUACCAAUGUGCCACUUGUAGUGAAUCAUUUCAAAAGGAACAAGGUUACUUGGAACAUCUUGUUGUUCACCCAUUGGAAUGCCAAUUGUGUGGUAAAACCUUUUUGAGACGAAAAUACUUAUCUCUUCACAUGAAGUGGCACAUGGAAAUAAAGCCUCACAAAUGCCAAUCUUGUGAUAAAUCAUUUGUAACAAGACAGAAAUUAGAUGAGCACAUGAAUACGCACACAGGAAACGCUCCAAUAACGUGCUCUACAUGUGGAAUGGUAUUCAAAAGAUAUUCAAAUCUCAUACAACACCGAAACCGACACCAUCUCAAUUUGAAGCCUAAAAAGAGAGAUUAUGUGUGCCAUUGUGGACAGGUUCUUCCAUCAAAGAAAAAGUUUGAAUGGCACAAAGAAAUACAUGACGAGAAACCAAAGUCUUGCCCUUAUUGUAGUGAUAAGUUUGUUCACACUAUGAGUUUAACUCGCCAUGUUAGGAGAGUUCAUGAUACUCGUUAUGUUCCAAAGAAAGAACGAGAGGGAGAAAAUGUUGAGUGUCCAGUUUGUAACCAGGUGUUUUUGAAAUCAUCUCUUAAUACCCAUUUAAAGAUGCAUUCUUCUUCACAACGGUUUCCUUGCCACAUCUGUGGUAAAGAUUUUACUACCAAGUGGAACUUACAGCUCCAUCGUUGGAUUCAUGCAAGCCGCUCUUCUAGACCUUUUAAAUGUACCCUCUGCAAGGCCGCCUUUGUAAGGAAACAAGAUCACACUUCGCAUAUGAACUCUCAUAGAAGUGUUCGACCAUAUACAUGCAACCAUUGUGGUUGUCAGUUCAUUCGUAAAUAUAACUGUAUUCGACACAUGAGAGAACAUGAAGAAACCAAAAACUUUGCAUGUACUAUUUGCAACAAAACCUUUCAUCGUAAUUAUUACCUGACUGAUCAUAUGAGGACACACAGCAAUACACGGCCAUUUACCUGUCAUAUAUGUGGCAAAGCUAGUACCUGUAAGUCAAAUCAUAACCGACAUCUUCAAAUUCACCAUGCCAGAGAGCCGCAGAAUACGGAAAUUUAAUUUUAACCUAUUUGUAUAGGAUGUUUUAAAAGUAGACAAUUGCUCUGAAACUUGCCUUAUACAGGAAGAUUUUUUUUUUUUAAUCUUCUUUUUUUUGUGAUAUGACUUUUUGAUUGUGGCUGCUGUAAUCCCAAAGCUUGAUCCAAUACCACUGAAGGAUUAAGCUCUUUGUUCCAUCUAAUUAAAUCAAAAUAUUGCUAGGAAAUUCUUCUUUUUUCCUAAAUGAACCUUUAGCUUUUUGACAGUUUUACUCACUGUAGAUAGCAGUAGUGGGCCUGUGUUUUAGGCAUUUAUUCAAUGCCUAUUCUAAUUGUUUCUGAAAGGCAUUCUGCAUUGUGUGUGAUUUGUUCAGAUUGAGUUACAUGCUUUAAGAAGUAAUAAUGGUACUUUUGUACCAGAAAUCUUGUUGGUUUGGACUGUUUUUCUAUUUGGAAUUUAAUGUGUUUGGCUCAGCUCACAAGGGAACACAUUCAGCCCAUGAACCUUGAUUUUGUUCCAAAUUUAAAUUUAUCAUUGACUAGCCUUAAAUUGUAGAUUGAUAAUGCACACCAAAGUUGGUGCUAGGGGAAUUUUCAACCCCUCCCUCCCCAAUGUAAUUGUUUCCUAGCCUAACCUUCCAUCCUUUAGGCAUAGGACAUAAUCAAAGCUUCCUCCUCUCUUCCUCCUUGGUGAUUAUGUAACAUGUGGACAACCCCUAAGUCACACCUUUUCCCAUUUUUUUUUUGAAAUCUUAAAACAGGGUAAAAUGGUACUUGCAAUGCCAUGUCAACAGCAUGCUUUUAGAUAAAUUAAGAAGCUGUAUAAAAGGGGGGUAUGGGCUGGAUAUGUUCCCUUGUCAGUUCUAAAUCGAUUUGUGUAUCAUGUGUCGUUGCCACAGGGUAAUACUUUAAAUUCCUUUUUGUUUAAUUCCCCACGUAUAUUGUGGAGGUAUGUCCUAAAUUGAGCAUAUUUACCAUUUUAUUCUUUCUCACUUCCCGUCCCAAUUUCAUUGAAAUUCAAUGGCUCCUAAUUCAUGCUACAAUUGUAUCACAUUUUAUGCUGUGAUUUAAGUUCUUAUUAUUAUUCAUAAAAAUUUUAGGGUAAGAGCUGUUUUUAUUGUAAAAUGUGAUUAUUUUAGUUGUACAACGAGGAAUUUUAAUUGUGCAUAGUAAAAAUAAGUGUUCAUUUGAAAUUUGAAUCUUGGUGACUACUGUAUGCCCUUGUUAUUUUGUUCCUCAACUUUCAUUGAAACUUCAAGUUAGUUGAUGCAAAAAAUUAUAAAUGUAUUGUGUAUAUUUCUAGCUGCCAGAAAAUGGUGUGUCUGUAUUCUGAAACAAAAACAAACUAAUGUUGAAUUUAUGUGAGGGGCCGUCCAUUAAAUGCGUUUGGAUGAUUUAAGGACUUCGCCCCUCCCUUCUCUCUCCUCUUAACUUUACCAUGUACAGAUCUUCUGGGCUCUUAUGUAUUUAAUGGACGCUCCCUGAAGAGCUGACUACUUAUUGUAUGAAUCCAUAACUGUUUUAAUUGGUCUUUUAAACUUGUUUUGUGUACUGUACAAAAAACAACAUUUAUAUAGAGAUGUUUUGUUAUUUGCGACUUGUACUCUUACAUUAAGGCAAAGUCAUAUUUUGAGAAUAUACAUGCAACCAAUUCUCAAAACUUAAAGCACAUCUUCUUUUAAAAAUAGCAUGUUGAAGAAGAGUUCUUUGGGCUUAAAUUAGUGCUUUUUCCCUAUUGGUCAACUUGCUGUAAUUGAGGAACAUGCAAGUCUUUAAAUUUCAAACUUUAUAGCAGGACAGAAAUGUCGAGAUGGUUGGCUAAAGAGUUACAGAUACACUUAACUGUGCCAAUUUCAGAGCCGUCACAGCGUUUUUUGAUGGCAACAGACUUUCGUGAAUUUUCCGAUGUGGCUUGAGAUGUGGACCAUUUUAAAGCCAUAUUUUCUGUCACUGGUAAAGAAAUUGAGCGGUCGGUAAUAAGAUAGUAAGAUGGGGUACUUAGUUAAAAGUUCAAGUAGUUUCCGACAACAGAAAAUAGUCGUAAGGUCUUUUACAAUAAAGCGUGUUUAGAAGCAUUUGAGCAACCUGUAGCACUGUGUUUUUUGGUGUUAUGGGCUCAGUAUAAUUUAUUUGAAUAUUUAUGUUGUUGUUCCCUUUGUUUUGUGUUAAUUUCUUGAGACGUUUAAAAUGUUCCACCCAGGUCUUGUCAAGAUCUGCUUUGUUUUCAUGUGUGCAAUGCGUGAGGUCUAGGUCGAUUUUAUGUCAUGUACAAAGGUGCGGUGUAAUAUCUAUAAAAGACUGGUAGUUUUUAAACCAUCACAAACUGAGUUAAUAUAGUGCAGACAAAUACAUGCGUUUGGUGGUGUUGGAACCAAAGGCUAAGAAGCACCGUAACUUUGAUCAGCUGAUUUGCAUUUGAAGGGAUCAAUGUUUUCUCUGAAGAAGUGAGUUCAAAAAAUUGUGAUUCUGAUGUCGAUGUCUCCCAAAGUGUAUGGCCUGUCCUGUUUUUAAGGUGCAAGGCACUAUAUAUUUCCAGAGCUGAUAAAAAGUCCCACUUUAUAGUAGAAUGAUGAUCUCUACUAAGUAUUUGCCUGAAUUGAAAACCAAAUCAAUAUUUUUUAAUUUCUUUACUUUCUUCUGAGCUUUUCACAUUUUCUUCUCUGAUUGACAUCAAUUUCACAAGGUCAAGUUAUUUAUAAUUUGUCAUUAUUUUGCUCUGUAUAUUUCUUAGACAAUGAUUGGAAAUUUAAUUUUAGUUGGUAAUUUGACUUUACUACUAUGUAAGAUUUCAUUUUAAGAAAAUAAUAUGUAUAGACAAAAUUGAUUAAAUGUUCUAAUUACAAAAAUA